Episyrphus balteatus (marmalade hoverfly) is the source of this 1725-nucleotide messenger RNA. RefSeq lists its product as uncharacterized. Lineage: Eukaryota; Metazoa; Arthropoda; Insecta; Diptera; Syrphidae. The record is from RefSeq and is a predicted model, not a curated record. The coding region runs from base 175 to 1563 and encodes 462 amino acids. The transcript has a single exon.
AAUAUUCUUUUUAAAUUUUAGUUGUAUAUUUUGGGAUGUAUUCUUACUUUCACCAUUGUGAGGGCAGAUGUUGGAAGCAAAAAAGUUGAUGUUCGAUUGCCAGUUCAUAGACCAGAAGUUGUUGAUGAUAAAAAUCCUGAAAAUGUGAAUGUUUUGCUAUCGACACUUUUUGAAAUGCAUCAUAAUCUUCUUGCACAAAUCAGUCUGCUAGAAGAUAAAUUGAAAACAUCCUUGCCAACAAUUGAAAAAUCAGAAAUCAAACAUAUGGUUGCGCAUUACACAGCACAAAAGAAUAAUAUCGAGUUGAGUAUUCAUCAAAUUCAAGCCAACGAUGGAGCUGAUGUAGCACAAUCACGAAGCAUUGCCAAGGAUUCAGCAGUAGAUAGUAAAAGUAUUCCACUUAUAUUAAACUUUUUCAAGCGUGGUCAAACACCAACUCCCGAACAGUCAAAUGCAAAUAUUGGAUACUCUCUAGCUAAUCAUCCUACAGCGACGUAUGUCUUUCAAGGACCACCACCACCACCGGCACCAUUACCAGUGAAUGUUCAAAAUGGUUUUCCACAACAGGUAUACUAUCAGGAACAACCGCAACAACAAGUUGUUCCGCAGUAUGUGCCUCAACCUCAAGUAGUACAUCAUCCACAAGUUCAGGAGAUCCAGUACCAGCCGCAACAGGUACAGCCUCAAUUCCAGCCACAACCUCAAUUCCAGGUCCAGCCUCAAUUUUAUGCUAGCGCAGACCAGUCACCUCAUCACUAUCAGGAGCAACAUCAACAAGUCCAAUAUCAAGAAGUUAUUUCACAGCCUCAGUACCAGCAACAAGCGCAACAGAUUCAAGGCCAAUAUGAACCUCAGUUCUAUGCGAGUGCAGACCAAUCUACUCAACAACAACCAGAACAGGAGCAACCAAGUGACCAUCAGGAGCAAAUAAAUCAUGAAAGUGCCCAACAGUAUGUACCAACUCCUCAAGAGAUUCAGCAGUACCAGCAACAGAUGCAGCUCCAGGCACAACAACAGCCACAAAUUCAACCACAGCCACAGUACCAACUCCAACCCCAACCACAACCACAACCACAACCACAACCACAACCACAACCACAACCACAACCACAACCUCAGCCACAGAUCCAGCCCCAGCAACAAUAUUCAUUUGAAUCCGUUUUCAGACCUUCAAGUGUUCCAGUCAGACGGCCACAAGUCUCAGAAUUCGAUACCCAGCGGUACCAACAACAAGGUCCAUUCGGCCAGAAGGAAGGUAUAUUUGUCUACUAUCCCAAUGGUGUGAUCACUGAUGACAAGGAUCGUCCCACAAUUGCAAAUCGUUUUGGCCAAGCAUUCGAUCGUUUUGGUCAAGCUAUAUCAAACGCUAUUAGGCAACCCACAACAAGUCCAACAGUUGAAAACGGCUUAAGCAGUGCACCAAGAUCGGAGAUUUUGCCAGCUAAAGAUGAAGUCAAAGGAAGCAGUAAAAAAACAUCUAGCAAACAGAAACCUUUGGUGGAAAAGAAGACAAAACUAAACUCAGAAGAUACUAAAGAAGAAAAAGAAAUCUCAAAACCAUAAGACUGUAAAAUAAUUGAGCAUAUAGCGGUAGAGGGAAAUAUGUAUAAUGCAAGUACUUGUGAAUUAACUAUUUUGCAGGUCUAGACUUAAAUAAAUAUUAUAAUUAUAGAGGAAGACAUUAUUUGUCUUUGAUGAAUUUCUUUUGAAUAAAUUAAUAAAUAA